This is a messenger RNA of Ilex paraguariensis (yerba mate), 1461 nucleotides long. NCBI's taxonomy places the organism in Eukaryota, Viridiplantae, Streptophyta, Magnoliopsida, Aquifoliales, Aquifoliaceae. The record is from the annotation of a GenBank genome assembly.
AUGGAUGCAGCAACGACCUCUCGUUUGCUUCCUCUGAUGAAGCUUUACGGUUAUGAUCGCAGCUGUUUGAAUCAUAAUUCUUCGAUGUUAUGCCCUCGGACUAGGCAUGCCAUGCCUAUCUGCUGCCAUUCAUUGGACGGACAACAAUCUCUUGAUAUCUUUUCACGCAAAGGAUCUGUUUCGUCUUUUGACUCAAACGAUAAAAAAAACAGCAUCCAUGGAGGAUUAUCUCUUCAUGUUCCAGUUCAGAGGAGAAAUCCAGUUGGGAAAAUGUUUUGUUCUGUGGGAGUGUGCCCUUACCCUGGAAAUGCUAUUGAAUCUCCUUCACACACUUCAGAGGAAAAGAUUGGAGUGCUGCUUUUGAAUCUUGGAGGACCAGAAACACUUCAUGAUGUUCAGCCAUUUUUGUUCAAUCUAUUUGCUGAUCCGGACAUCAUACGUCUCCCCAGGUUGUUCCAGUUCCUCCAGCAACCAUUGGCACAACUCAUAUCUGUACUCCGGGCUCCAAAAAGUAAAGAAGGGUAUGCUUCCAUUGGAGGUGGUUCACCUUUGCGAAAAAUAACAGAUGAACAGGCUAGUGCACUUAAAAUGGCACUGGAAGCCAAGGACGUCCCUGCAAAUGUCUAUGUUGCAAUGCGGUACUGGCACCCGUUUACUGAGGAAGCUGUUAAGCAGAUUAAGAGGGAUAAGGUUACAAGACUUGUAGUGCUGCCUCUAUAUCCUCAAUAUUCUAUCUCUACGACUGGAUCAAGCAUCCGCGUUCUCCAAAGCAUCUUCAGGGAAGAUGCAUACUUGUCAAGGCUACCAGUUUCCAUUAUACAGUCCUGGUAUCAACGAGAAGGUUAUAUCCAGUCUAUGGCUGACUUGAUUGAGGAGGAGUUACAGAUGUUCUCUAAGCCUCAGGAGGCCAUGAUAUUCUUCAGUGCUCAUGGAGUACCAGUCAGUUAUGUUGAGGAUGCGGGUGACCCAUACAAAGCUCAGAUGGAGGAAUGCAUUCAUUUAAUAAUGCAAGAACUGAAAGCAAGAGGAAUUAACAACAAUCAUACUCUGGCUUAUCAGAGCCGGGUGGGGCCUGUGCAAUGGUUGAAGCCCUACACUGAUGAAGUUCUUGUUGAGCUUGGCCAAAAAGGUGUGAAGAGUCUUCUGGCAGUUCCUGUGAGCUUUGUGAGUGAGCACAUAGAGACUCUUGAAGAGAUAGAUAUGGAGUACAAGCACUUGGCUCUCGAAUCUGGCAUUGCAAACUGGGGCCGUGUUCCUGCUUUAAAUUGCACCUCUUCAUUUAUCACUGAUCUGGCAAAUGCAGUCAUUGAAGCCCUACCUUCAGCAACGGCAAUGUCAACCUCAAAUACAUCUGAAGACGACGACCAUGACCCUUUUGGAGUUGAACAGGGUGGGAGGGUGAUGGAUGGUAUUGUGUUCCAACUGAAAACCUCUGUUACAGCUUGCACAAAGAGUGCAUAG